AUUGAAGAGGAUCUGGUACCAUUGGGUUUGUGUACUGUGCAAGUGCUGCUGCAGGGAGCUGAGGGGACAGCAUGUUCAAGCUAGGAAGCCAGGACAUGAGUCAGAGCCCCAGUGAGGAGAUCCUAAGAGUUCAUUACAUAAAGCUGUGACAAUGAAGACAGUUUUUGCCCCUUGAGACCACAAGAUGAAUGCAGUGACCUAUGACGAUGUACAUGUGGACUUUAGUGAGGAAGAGUGGGCUUUGCUGGAUUCUUCCCAGAAGAAUCUAUACAAAGAUGUGAUGCUGGAGACCUACGGGAACCUCUCUGCUAUAGGCUACAGUUGGGAAGAUCAUAAUAGUCAACAAAAUUAUGAAAGUUGUAGAAGACAUGGCAAGCAUAAAAGAUCACAUACUGGAGAGAAACCUUAUGAGUGUAAUCAAUGUGGUAAAACCUUUGCAUACCACAAUAGUCUCCAAGAACAUAAAAGAGCACAUACUGGAGAGAAGCCCUAUGAAUGUAAUGAGUGUGGUAAAGCCUUUAUAUGUCAAAAGAGUCUCCAAACACAUAAAAGAACUCAUACUGGGGAGAAACCUUAUGAAUGUAAUCAAUGUGGUAAAGCCUUUGCACAUCACAGUAGUCUCCAAGAACAUAAAAGAACACAUACUGGAGAGAAACCAUACAAAUGUAAACAAUGUGAUAAAGCCUUUUCAAAAUACAGUAGUCUACAAAAGCAUAAAAGGACACACACUGGAGACAAACCCUACAAAUGUAAUCAAUGUGAUAAAGCCUUUUUAAAACAUGGUCAUCUUCAAACUCAUAAAAGAACACAUACUCAAGAGAAACCUUAUGAAUGUAAUCAAUGUGGUAAAGCCUUUGAACGUCUGAGGAGUCUACAGAGACAUAAAAAAAACAUACUGGAUAGAAACCUUAUGAAUGAAAUUAGUGCGGUAAAGCCUUUGCAUAUCAAAGUAGUCUCCAAAUACAUAACAGAAGACAUGCUGGAUGAAACUCUAUGAAUGUAAUUAGUGAGGUAAAGCCUUUGCAAUAUCAGUAGUCUUCAAAACCAUAAGAAAAAAAUUAUACUGCUGAAAAACCCUAUAAAUGUAGUCAAUGUGGCAAAGUUUUGAAAUUCAUGUUAGUUUUUAUACUCAAAACUUUUAGUGUCUAAUUGGGCUGUUAAAACCCAUGCAUAUCACAUUAAUAUCUGGGAAUCUGAAAAAAAUAAAAUACCAAAUGAAAUCUGACUAUAAAGAAUUUUGUAAGAUCAUUGGCCAACCGAUGUACAUUCUGGCAAGUGUCAACUAUCUGUUCAGUCAUUAUGAUAUCUCUCUUUAUUUUGUUUGUACCUGCAAACUCACAUAGACAAUAGGCCUAUUAAUUUAAAUUAGAAAGUAAGUUUUAGGUUUCUUACCUCUCCUCACUCACAGGAAAGAAGAAAUCCAUGGAUAAAACUUUAUGGAUAUGCAUUAGUGCAUUUUCUGUUUCUGUAGUAAAACAUAAUGCCUAAGUCAACUUAUGAAAGAAUUUAAUUUGGCUCUUGGUUCCUGAGAGAUACUGAUCACCAUGAAUGUGGCAUGGCAACAAUUGUCAGAUGUGGCAGCUAAAUAAAGCAAGAAGCUAAGAACUUAUAUCCUCAACCUGCACCAUGAAGCAGAGAGUAGGAACUGGAAAUGGUGUAUGGAUGAAAACUCUCAGACCCACCCCUAGUGACAUAUUUCCUAAGCAUGACAGCAUUUCCGAAAUCUGAAAUGAUGCCACCAAGUGAGAAGGAUUGAUUUCUCUGACUUGAAGCCUACAUUCUAGCUUUGUUACAUGAGCCACUUCAUGAUGAAAAAAAGCUCUAUAAGCCUUUAAAUGUUUCAAGACUUAGGUUACAAGAAUGAAUGCUUUCAAGAGAAAAGCAUUCUUGAGGGAAAAUUGGUUUAAAGAUUUUAAUUUUGUGAUGUCAGUGUGUCUUUGUGUAGUUAUAUGCAUGUGCAUUCUGGUACCCAAGAAGGUUAGACCCUUGGAGCUUCUUGUAGCAUGGAUUAUGGGAAGCUGUCAAAAACCUGACUUUAGUCCUGGGAAUGAACUUGUCCUAAUUACUCAGCCAUGUCUCUAGUCCUUUAAAUAUUUUAAAAUCUUUUAAUAUCAUCUUGAUGCCA
This is a messenger RNA of Peromyscus eremicus (cactus mouse), 2125 nucleotides long. RefSeq names its product zinc finger protein 431-like. Lineage: Eukaryota; Metazoa; Chordata; Mammalia; Rodentia; Cricetidae. Bases 185 to 997 code for a protein of 270 amino acids. Gene Ontology annotation, molecular function: DNA-binding transcription factor activity; RNA polymerase II cis-regulatory region sequence-specific DNA binding. The transcript is spliced from 2 exons. Gene Ontology annotation, biological process: regulation of transcription by RNA polymerase II. The record is from RefSeq and is a predicted model, not a curated record.